Molecule: messenger RNA, 9642 nt
Organism: Cyprinodon variegatus (sheepshead minnow)
Lineage: Eukaryota; Metazoa; Chordata; Actinopteri; Cyprinodontiformes; Cyprinodontidae
Product: leukemia inhibitory factor receptor-like
Exons: 17
Coding region: 186-2831 (881 amino acids)
Biological process (GO): cytokine-mediated signaling pathway
Cellular component (GO): external side of plasma membrane
Molecular function (GO): protein binding; cytokine receptor activity
Source: RefSeq, a predicted model, not a curated record
GGAUUUCACAACAGGCACUGAGUCACAUGGAUUUCCACAGUGUGGCUGCUUGGCUGUUUCUCCAGGAAAUGCUGAUGAUGUCAAGAACCCGACACGUUUACUUCUUUAGUUUGACUCAGUCCACAAGCUGGAUCCUGCUGGGUGAAAUUAUUCUGCUAUAGGUGUUAUUCUAACAAUCCCUGCAGAUGUUCCAUGGUACAGAUCCCAAUGCCUGGGAGCAGAUAAGGAGGUUAGAAAUGAGCAUCGUGUGUUUUCUGUUGCUGCUACUUCCCAGUCUGAGCAAACAAGAUGGACAACAAACAGGUAUUUUACAAUGCGGGCCUCAGAAUCUGACUGUCAGGGGUUCGGACCACCAGCUGCAAGUAGAGUGGGAGGACGACAUUUCCUGCUCAGCUAUGAAUUACCCAAUCCUCUAUAAGAUGACAGUUCUGAUUGAAAAUAAAGAAGUUCAUACUGAUGAAAUCUUGGUGAAGCCAGAGGACAUUCAGUUGACUCAUUCCUGGAACUGGACAUCUUAUCUGCCAUUGGAGUGUGCCUCUCACACCAUUAGACUUAAAUCCCAAAUCAACAACCAUACAGGCCAGAUGGAACUACAACAGACUCUUCAUGGUGCAACCACAUCUGACAAAGCAAAAGUGCUCCCUGACGAAGUGGUGUUAAAAGUUGGCAGCAUAGCCACCUUCUGCUGCAUUGUCCCAGAAGGGAAAACAUUUAAACAAAUUCUUCUGAGGCCAGCAAUGAAGACAAACAUGAACCUUACAAGGAUAAGUGCGCAUAGACACGCCCUGACUCUGCAGCUGGAAGAGGUCUGGAACAGGAGCGUGGAUGUUGAAUGUGAAACUAAAGAGCCAGACGGAGUGGGUGGUGCAAGUAUUUACAUUGGCUACCCACCUGAUGUUAGAAAUCUUCAGUGUGAAACUCGAGAUCUGGAAUCAGUGCAGUGCACCUGGGAUGAAGGAAGAGACACAAUGUUGGGAAGCAGAAGUCCAACAUAUUAUCAGCUUAAUGGAAGUAACUUCAGUCCUGAAUCUCCAGGAAGAUUGUAUAAAAAGUUUAAGGUUAUAGGUGGUAUGCAGAGUUGGACUUUGACAGCUUGGAAUACGCUUGGAAAGGUGGAAAUCAACUACCAAGCCGAUCUCACCCAACGAGUUCACAUGUGGGCCCCAGAGAGACUUACAGCUGCUGAUGUGAAUGCCAGAAAUGCCACCCUUACCUGGAAGUGGAAAGUGCCGCGGUAUCAUAACCUGAACCUAACAUGCCAUAUACUGAUCAGUGACUCAGAGGGACAAGUAUGUCUGAAGAAACAUGGAGUCGGACUGAAUGGUACAGCUUUAACUGAUCUGAGACCAAACUGGAAUUAUAACCUGACUGUCCGGUGCCAAACAGCUAACCACUCGAUAUUGGGCGACUGGAGCAAACAAGUGACCUUCCUCACAAAGGGUGAUGUUCCAGAUGCUCUUGACGUGUGGAUGAAGUGGCAGGAAAAACACACACUAAUAGUUUGGAAGGAGCCUCUGAACAACCAGAGCCAUGGAAACAUCAUAAAAUAUGAAGUAACUUGGGCAAACACCACAUUCUUGGUAAACCACAGCAUCAACAGAUACUCUCUACUUCUGGACCCCAGUAAAGAACAUGUUGUCACGGUAACAGCGAUAAACGAGCAUGGCAUCUCAUCACCAUCAACCAUUACCAUCCCAGUCAUCAGUCCAGAAAAAAACAGUAUCAACACCUCCUGGAUCACUGGAAGUGCUCAGGGCUUGAGCCUGUCCUGGUCUGCCAGUCAAGACGCCAGCUGUGGCUACAUUGUGGACUGGGUACCUGCAGUCCAUGAUGGUGAUGUGGACUGGCUAAAGCUGCCUCCCAAUCAGACCAGGGUCAAGAUAAAUCCAGAGAAGUUCCUCGAUGGGCUGAGGUAUUCAUUAUCGAUCUACGCCUGCACCACAACUUCUCCAGUGCUUCUGGAGAAGAGGGAGGGCUACAUCACAGAGACACGGAUUAAAGAUGGGCUCUUUAACCCUCUGGAGUAUAAACAGAUGGGUACUGAUGUGGAAAUAUCCUGGAAGCCAGUUCCUGUGAAAGAGCAGUCUGCUUUUAUCCGUGGAUAUGUUCUGUACUGCCACGAAAAAAGUGGCCAGAACAUCCAGGUUACUACAGACAAUCCUGAAGAAACCAGCCUGAUGGUGAAAAACCUGAUGAUCAGCUCCUACAACUUCACUGUGGUGGCCCGGACAGCAGUGGGAGAGUGCGGCAACACAUCAAUCACAGCAACCCUCAACCCUGAGAAUGACAGCUUCCACAAAACCUUUUUCAUUUCCCUGAGCGGGAUUUUUAUACUUAUCCUCCUCAUCGCGAUUCUCUGUUACAGACAAUGGGCACACAUCCCAAAGCCAGAGAUAGCUAACUGGUUGACAUCACCUGUUAAAGACAUUUCUCUCUACCUGCAAACUGACCCCAGCCUCCACUCUGAGGACCGCAUUGAAAUCCCACAGCUGGUUUAUAAAUCUGAAGAGCAAAUCAAAAAUAACAUCCACCAGGAUAAAACACAAGCUCCACAGGGCUACCAGAACACACCCCACCCAAACUGGACCACUAAUGCUUUGGAUGGGUCCAACCCAAAAAGCCCGCCUCUGUCAUUAUUUCCCAACCCAACAUAUAACUUGCUGAUACUAAAGGAAGGUAUGACCCCAGGCACCGAGCCGAAGCUGCAGGUGAGGAAUGAAUAUCAGCCUCAGAGUUUGAAUGAGAUCUUUCAUCAGAACCAAGUGGAGCUGGACCCUAAAUGCUUUGUUCCAGACUACAUUGUUGCACCCAAGCCAUCUUUCUCACAAUGACACAUUAGGGAUGGGCUUAAAGUUCAGUAGGAUCCACGAGAGGUAAACCUGCCUGUAGCUAAGACAUAAUGAAGACCUAAAGGAAACAACCCCUCUGUCUCGUUCCAAUGGAAAGGUUUUGAAACCUCCAAGGAGCCAGGGAGCCAUCAGUAUCAAACAAACCUCCUUUAGAUGAGGAGCCACAUCAUGAUGGAGCUCCCGACCCUUGACUCAUGGAGGAUCCUCCAGAGAAAAGCUCUUACAUCCAGAGGUUCUUUCCCUCAACUCCUUCAAAAGACUUGACUAACAACGUCAUCAGUACAGAUGAAGCCCUGAAGCGACAGCUUCAACCUGGCAUCAUCAGGAGCAGAAAUCUCCUCCAGAAAUUGAUUCCAUUCCCUCUGGAUUAGAAUAUUCACCCAGGCUGGGUCUAAAUGAAGGUUCAAAUCCAGUCUGAUUAGAAUAAAUACAAUUAGACUGAAUAGACCCAACUCAUAGAUACAGCCAUUUAGUAAAUGGUCAAUCAUUAGAGGAAGAACAGACUCUAAAAUGACGAUGUUGACUCUGCAGCUAACCAGUGGAGAGUGGGAUUAGUGGGAGCAACAACCACCAUCAGAAUUGGAGAGUGGAAGGAAAAAGUAGAAAGGCCUCUUGAGCCUUCACCAAAACUAGCUAGCUCAGGGCAACAUCAACCUAUAACUUCACAGAAAGCUCAUCUAAAAAAGUUACUUUAUUUCCUUGUUUAUUAAAAGCUUCUAAGUUCUUGGGCCCUGCUUCGAUGGUGCAGUGACUAGUGCGGACAAACUACCUACAGAGGCCUUAGUCUUCGCCACAUCCGACCCGGAUUAGAAUCGGACCUGUGGUCCUUUAAUCCAGAUAUAUUCUGGAGUCAUAAUGAACACUAGAGUGAAUAUUGGUGGUUAUCAUCAGUAACGAUCAGCUUUAAAUCUGAUUCUAAAACAUUUAUCAAAGGCAAAAAUUGUAAUGAUAUCAACAAUUUAAUGGUCAUCCUGAAUGAUGUAAUUCCCUAUGAGCUAGAUAGGUGGCACAUGUGCAUUGUAUAAAAACCUAGUGUUAGAACAUACAGAUAUGUAGUGUAUUAUGACCACAGUUGGGUACGCCUGUAAUAUGAGCGUGAAAGUUUAAUAGAUGAAGCCAAUUCUGUUCAAGUACCUGCGUGUUUUAUUGAAGAACCCACAACACAAAUGAAACAUGGUGUCAGGAGACGGACUUGAGGAGAAACUUGGAUGUUAACAGCAAAUUAGAGAGGAUUGACUGAAAAACGUCUGAUGCUAGUCCGCAGAGAACAUAGCAAGUUAAGUCAACUGAGGAUUGUUAGCCUGUUUUCCACGGGAGAAAAAGAGCAUAAAAAAACCAAAGAUGCAAACACUACAACCAACACCCAAUCGGCAGCUGACAGGUAAUGUGGCGGAGAACUGGAGGAAGUGUAAGCAAUGCUUUCAACUGUACGUAUCAGCUAUCGGUGCUAGCGAUAAAUCUAAGAAAGUGAAAGCAUCAGUGUUUCUACAUGUAGUGGGUGAAGAUGCACUAGAAGUCUAUAACACCUUCCAGUUUGACGCUGAAGAUUAUUAAAGGAAUUUGGAAAAAAUACUAAAGAAGUUUGAGGAUUACUGUAUUCCAAAAAGAAACUUCACGUUUGAAAGGCAAGAUUCUUUACCUGUGUUCAGAAAACGGGAGAAACUAUUGAUCAGUAUGUUUCCGAACUGAGGAACAGAAGCAAGACGUGUGCGUUUGGAUGACUGACAGAUCAGUUGAUAAUAGACAAGCUUGUUUGAAGAAUUCUAGAUAAAGGUCUACGAGAAACGGUACUGAGAGAGGAAAAUUUAGAUUUAGACAGAGACCUGACACUAUGCAGAGCAGCAGAAACGGUCAGAACACAAGCAAAAGCGCUGGUUGGUGAGAGUUGCAACGUGGAUGCAGUUAGGAGAGAAGAACGAGGAGCAGUCAGGAAGAAAAGCGGCGCUGCCGACUUGAAGAGUGAAACGAAACCAGCGCACAGAGACGUGCAUGGAACGGCGUGCAGUCGACAUGGCAUGCAGCAUCCUCCCAAGAAAUGCCCUGCGUAUGGCAAAGUGUGUAACAAUUGCAACAAAAAGAACCAUUAUGCAAGGCAGUGCAAGAGUCAGGCACGACAGAGCCAAGAGCAUACAGUGAAUGAAAAUAACUCUAUGUGGAUGUAGUAACAGAAGAAAAUGCAGACAAGGCAGAUUGGAUGCUGAAGUUAAAAGUGAAUGACACAAACACGGCGAUGAAAUUAGACACAGAAGCUCAAGCAAAUGUGAUUUCAGAGACUGUGUUUAAAAAAAUCAGACCCAGACCAAAAUUACAUGCAACAAAAGUGAAAGUGAGUUGAUAUUCCGGAGCAGCAAUACCUGUUAAAGCAAAAUGCAUGGUCACAGUGACACACAAAAAGAAAGAGCAAAUGCUGGCAUUCAUAGUAGCAGCUGGAAAUGUACAGACCAUUUUAGGAUUAGCUGCCUGUGAGAGACUGAAUCUAUGCAGAUACAGAGUAUGAUGAACUUAUGGAACAUUAAAAGGAUCUGUUUCAGGGUUUAGGCUGUCUUCCUGGAGAGCACACCAUCCAAGUUGACAAGACAGUGCCACCAGUCAUCAAUUCAUGCCGAAAAGUACCAUUUGCUCUUCAAAAGCCCAUAAAAGAUGAAUUUGACAGGAUGGAAAGGCUGGGAGUGAUUGAGAGAAUUGACGAACCAACUGAUUGGGUCAGUUCUCUGGUCAGUGUGAACAAAAAGAAUAUUAAGCCUAGAGUGUGCAUGGAUCCAAGAAAUUUGAACAGAGCUAUGAAGCGUGAACACUUUAAAUGACCCUCAAGAGAAGGAAUAAUGUCACAGUUUGCUAAUGCAAAAUACUUCAGCAAGUUAGAUGCGUCUUCUGGAUUUUGGCCACUAAAAUUCGACAGUGCAAGCUCAAAAUUGUGCAUGUUUAACAGUCCUUUUGGCAGAUACCGAUUUUUGAGAUUACCAUUUGGCAUAGCUUCAGCACCUGAAGGGUAUCAUAAAACAAUUCAUAUGAUCUAUGAGCACUUGGAAGGUGUAGACACCUCCAUGGACAACAUAAUGGUAUGGGGAAGUACAAAAGCUGAGCACAACCUGAGGCUGAAAAGUGUCCUGAAAGCGCCAAGAAAAGCAAACCUGAAAUUAAACAAAGAAAAGGGUGUGAAAGAACUGACAUUUGUUGGAGAUAAACUUAGCAGUGAGGGAGUUAGGCCUGAUCCCAGAAAAGUGACAACAAUAGAAAACAUGCCAACGCCAAAAUGCAUGAAAGAUGUGCAGAGAUUCAAUGGAAUGGUUAACUACACAGGAAAGUUUAUACCUAAUCUCUCUGAACGCAUGGCACCAUUGAGACAACUAACUGAAAAGAAAACAGAAUGGAAGUGGAGUCAUGGACAUGAAAAAGCAUGGAAAGACCUGAAGACACAGCUUACGCUUGAACCAGUACUGAGGUUCUAGGAUCCAGCUAAGCCCAUCAAGAUCUCAUCCGAUGCAUCGCAAAGUGGACUAGGAGCUGUUCUUCUACAGCUGUACCAUGAAUGGCAACCCAUUGCAUAUGCAUCACGCUCAAUGACAGAUGCAGAGAUGCGUUAGGCACUAAUUGAGAAGGAGCUGUUAAGCAUAACUUAUGCAUGUGAUAGAUUUCACCAGUUCAUGUCAGGACAGGAAAUAGGUGUAGAAACUGAUCAUAAACCAUUGAUCGCACCGUUUAAAAAACCACUCAAUGACUGUCCACUGAGAACGCUACUCAUGGACAGUGACGUAUACACUAGGCAAGCUGAUGUACACAGCCGACGCUUUGUCAAGAGCAGCUGACCCAAAGGAACCGGUGAGCAGCAACAUAAAUGAUGAUGUGAAUGCUUAUGUGGACAUGAUCACAAAGGCCUUACCUGUUUCUGAUGCCAAGAUUGAACUGAUAAAGAUAGACAAAGAUAAGAAGAGCUUGCGAGGUGAUGUACUGGCCACGGAUAAAUCAAGACAUCACAAGUGAAGUGUCUGAUUGUUCAAUUGUCUGAAAUAUCAAUCAAGCCAUCCAGCUGAACCACUCAAACCCCACAAAGUACCCGACAGACCAUACCAAAAAAUAGGUGCUGACCUGUUUUAAUGUGCUGGAAGAGACUACAUUGUCAUCACACAUUAUUAUUUGUCGUAUCCAGAGGUUAGUAGGCUGAAUUCUACAACAGCAAAUGCAGUAAUAACAGCCAUAAAAGCCGCAUUCGCAAGACACGGUGUGACAAAUGAGGUCUUCUCAGAUAAUGGACCACAAUUUUCCAGUGAGAGCUUCAAACGCUUUGCUGAGGAAUGGAACUUUGUGCACACAACAUGGAGUCUGCAUUACCCACAGUCAAAUGGCCUAGUUGAAAAGUCCGUUCAGACUGUGAAGAGACUGUUGCACAAAGCCAAGGAUGGUGGAGCAGACUGAGAUCAAACCUGCCUAUUCAGGAAAAGCUGCUGAAAACAAAGGAGGGAGGAAAGGUGAAGAGAUACAAACAACAACACAAAACAAAACAAAAGUUCUACUACGGCAGAGGAACACAAAACGUACCUGAACUGCAUACUGGCAACAAGGUGAGACUCAAGCACAAAAAACAAACACAUGGUCACAGAAAGCAGCUGUCCUGAAACAAAUUCAACUAAGAUCAUACAACAUUAAGACAGAAGAUGGUGCGGUGCUGAGAAGGAAUCGCCGUGACAUCCUGGGGCCAACAAAAGCAGAUCGACCGCCUGAUGAAGCAGCAGAGCAACAUCAGCAUCCAGAGAAUCAAUCAUCUGAGGCAACAGUUCCAGAUUCAAAUCCAGAUCCUGCUCAAAGUCCAGAACAACACCUCAACAGAUCUUUAAGGGUUAUAUGAGCACCUGACUGACUGAUUGUACAGAUUUAGUAUUGUAGUUCAGUCAGGAUGAGGUUACAUUUUGAAAGAUAGUUUGAUAUAGUUGGAAUGGUUUUUCAGAUUAAAAUAAGUACAUUUCAAUAGGUUAAAAGUUAGGUUAAUGUAAGUUCAUAAGGUUUCAAUGUUCCUGAGCCAUCAGUUUAAAAAGUGUAAUACUUUUACUUAAAGCAGAAGUAAUGAUAUGAACAAUUUAAUGGUCAUCCUGAAUGAUGUAAUUCCCUAUGAGCUAGAUAGGUGGAGCAUGUGCAUUGUAUAAAAUCCUAGUGUUAGAACAUAAGAUAUGUAGUGUUUUAUGAACACAGUUGUGUACGCCUGUAAUAUGAGCGUGAAAGUUUAAUGGAUAAAGCCCAUUCUGUUAAAGUACCUGCAUGUUUUAUUGAAGAACCCACAACACAAAUGAAACAACAAUAAGAGUGAACAAACCAACAAUUCACCAGUUACUCAAUUAUUCUUCAUUAUCUCUGGAACAGAAAUCAUACGUGCAUUUUCAAUAGUUUACUGAACAUUUACCUUUAAGAAACCCUAAAUAAGGCAGGACCGUCAUUUCCACUCUACCCACUUCUUAUUGUUGGGAUUUCAAAACAAUUCAUGGAGACUGUUUGCUAUUUCUGGAUCAAACCACUGGUUCAGAUAAGAACUUCCUAAAGCUUGCACCAAGAUGACCUGCUGGUCUAUGUUUCUGCUGUUUUACAUCAGAGUUACUCCGAGGAGAAGCUACUGGAGGAGAACGGGACUUGUUCUGGGAAUGAUGGACACUCCCAGAGACAAAUACGGGAACCAUUGCUGUUAGCAAACUAUUUGUAGCUGUAAAAACUAAUCUUUUGAAAACAUUUCUGUUCAUUUUUUGUCUCCUGAAAAAAAAUCAUUAAAUCCUGCAAUUAAUUAAAAUCUUUUAGUGUGCAACUAUUCACCCUGGUUAAAUGAAUGUAGAUCGAUGGAUUUCACUCAGUGGGAACUUCAUUUUCUUAUCUUUGCAAAGAGAGAACAGCCCUUAUGGCACAGCAAUCUGCCCUGUUCUGACAGUUUAAUGCUUUCCCUUAUUUAUGUUGAUGAAAAAACGGUGACGGUUGUGUCAGAGUCAAAGAAAUUAACACACAAUUUAACAAACCUUAGGAAACAAUUUAGUUUGUCGUGGGAAUAAGCAUGAUUUGUCUAAACCGCCCGUCACUCCAACCUUUUCUCAGCCUUGCAGGGGAAACAGACUGAGUUAAAACAUUUUCACUGGAUUUGUUUUUGAAGUUCUAUGUUAUAUUCAUGUGCAUUAAUAUUUUUGGAGGAAAGGAAAAUCCAAUUCUUAGAUUUUCAUUUAGAGGAAUCUAAUUUCAUUCUAUUGGAUUAUAUUAUUCACUCUUUUUUUUCUAUUUGUUAAGAUUUUCAACAGAACACGAACAGUCAGAGGAAGCAUCACCUUUCCUCAGUCUUAAUCAGAACCUCAGACAUUCAAGCAAAGGGAUAAAUCAACAUAACAAAAUAUCCUGAAGAGAUGAAGCAAAUCUCUCAGAGUGGCUGUUGUGGAAAUAGAGAAAUAAAUAAUUAUUAAAUAGAGAAUUUGGUUUGUGACCAAAACCUGUGAACAUUUAAUUAUUACUGUGUCAGACCAUGUUUGGACCCUUUUCUCUCUCUCUGGAUUUGCCUCAGUUUUCGUCUCCAGGUCCUUUCAUAAGAUUAUGGAACAUGGUGACAGCAGGAAAUAAUAAACAGAGACGUGUCCUUUUGUUGGACAAUCCACUGGGCUGAUAAAUAACAGAGCAAGAGAUUCAAAUAUAUUAAUAGAGCUGCAUGAAGUAAAAUUUCUAUUCAAUUAGUUUCAAUAGAAAUUCUAUUACUUAUUAGGUCAAUAUACAUUUAUAAUUUAGGAUUUUUACAUAUUUUUGACUUAAUUUAAGUUUAAAACUACCGUUUUCUAUAGAU